Molecule: messenger RNA, 618 nt
Organism: Macrobrachium nipponense
Lineage: Eukaryota; Metazoa; Arthropoda; Malacostraca; Decapoda; Palaemonidae
Product: histone H3.v1-like
Exons: 5
Coding region: 1-618 (205 amino acids)
Source: RefSeq, a predicted model, not a curated record
AUGUCCGGCAGCGGGAAACGAACCCGCGAUACCAUAAUCACGACGAGGUCAGGUCGGCAAGGAACUUGUGGCACGACUGGACUUCAUUCGCCACGCUCUCACUCUCCACUCACCGCUCCUCGCUCAUCCACUCCGCACGCCCACUCAUUAAAAUACAUCCUACUGCAUCCCCAUUCUCUUUUCACCUCACCCAUUCUCCCUCCCGAACUACCAAAGCAACCUUCAAAAAAGGAUGGAAUGCAUGAAAUGGUUCGAGGAGCAAUUAAGAAGAGGAAGAAGAAGAAGAAGAAGAAGAAGAAGAAGAAGAAGAAGAAGGAAGAAGAAGAAAAGAAGGAGGAGGAGGAGGAGGAGGAGGAGGAGGAAGAAGGUGAAAAACGGGUCCAUGACCAUGAAGCAAGAGAAGAAGAAGAAGUAGCAGGAGAUGCAACAACUCCCACUGGCAGCCCACAACAGUGCAACACCCGACCAACUUUGCCACCACCCACUACUGAAGGAAACAAGCAACCCGGUGAAGGUGGCACCCCCCAGAAUGUGGAGGUCCAUAUGGGUCAGGGGGCCCCCAUGCCCACCAAUAGUGGAGUCUAUAUGGGGUCAGGGUGGCCACGCCCCCCAGAAUAG